Molecule: messenger RNA, 1764 nt
Organism: Acanthosepion pharaonis
Lineage: Eukaryota; Metazoa; Mollusca; Cephalopoda; Sepiida; Sepiidae
Source: the annotation of a GenBank genome assembly
AUGACUGCCCGAUCGAGUGGCUCAUCCACUCAGCCUGUAGCCCAUUCUUUCUAUGUUUGGGUGAAGGCAGAACCAUUUAGUUAUGGUACCUUAUCAAUCCCUCCACCACCAAGACUUUCCACCAAUUGUAUCAAAAAAAGUCUAGCCUAUGCAAAGAACAAAGGGGAACUGGGUUUUCCAAGAAUCAGCUACACUGUUUGGAGGCAUAUUGCUUGCAACAAAAUCCAUCUUCCUGAAGAUUUGGCUUGGCUCUAUUUUUCCACCUGCCAUUUGUUAUCAGAAAAUACUAGUCCUGCUGAAAGAAUAGAAUGGAGCCAGUGCUUUGCAAAAUGUAAAACAAGCCAAGAUAAAGAAAGCCUCAAAAACCAUUUGACUGUGAACACCUACAAGUUUGUACUUUACCUGUAUAUUCAACAAUUCAACAAGGUCUCUUUGAAAGCUUCUUUAGUAGCUGGAGAUGGAUGGCCCACAAGUUCAGCUUACCAUGAUUCUGACAGCAAAGUCAACAGGCGACUUAAGGCAAUGGAUGAACACAGUCAUUUAGGAUUUGUUCAAAGCCAUUUGAUGGAAAUGUUAGAACUUUUGAUUGAUCCAGAAAACCGAACAGCAGCAGCUGCCACUAUCAGCAGCAGCAGCAGCCCAUGCCUUGGCCGAGAUCUUCAGGUCAGCCAUGACAUCUUGACAGCUUUGGGUUUUUUGAUAUCAGCUUCUGCUGAUAAAUGUAGAACCACAAUUGGACUUGCUGAGUUAUUGCAGUUGCCUGGUGUCAAAUCAAAAAUCUGUUAUUCAAAGAGCACUCAAUCAGUUCCCAUUCAAUCUUUGUAUUAUUGGCUUAAAGAAAAUUUAAUACCUAAUCCUUUUGGUCCGUCCGCUUGUGCGUCAUCAGGGCGCCGACUCUCAUGGCGAAUGUUAGGAGAAGACCCACGGAAUGAAAACAAUUUCAAACGUGGUCGAAUUGCCACAAAUGCUCACAUAGUAUCCAAAGAAGCCAUAAAAGGGAACAAGGUCAUCUUCAUGAGUCAAGUCAGCAAACAAACUGUUGCCAGGAGUUCUGCCACUCUUGAAAACAGUAAUAUCAAAAUUCAUCGAUGUCAUGGGUCUAAUUUAUAUCUCUUGGCACCUUUGAGAUCAGUUACAGUUCAGAAAUGUCGUCACUCAAAGAUUGUCCUUGGUCCUGUUGAAACUUCUGUCCACAUCGAAAAUUGUGAAUUUGUCACAGUUAUAGCUCCUUGUCACAGAAUUGUCAUAAAUAGUAGCCAGUUAUGUACUUUGCACCUGCUAACCCCAAAUCAACCAGUAAUCCUUAAUGGAAACGACUCUGUUGUUUUGGCUCCCUACCAUACACAUUACCCAAAAUUAGAAGAACACAUGGCACGAGUAGGGCUGGAAUCAAAUUGCAACUUAUGGGAUCAACCUUUGUGUCUUGGUUCUGACCAUAAAGAAUCAGCUCCUGUCUGGGAAUUGAUGAAACUUGAAGACUUUUUCAUCUUUAAUAUUCCCUUUGAAAUGGAAGGCUCAACAAAAACUGCUCCUUAUGUAUUACCACAAGGGUACAAAGACAUCAUCACACAUCGUCAACGAUCAGUUAUCACCUGGCAGAAAUUGGUGAAAGAUGCAAAAUUAUCACCUGACCAGAUCAAAGAGUUUCAAGAAGUGAUUGAAACACAUUUUUGUAUUUGGCUGACUGAAAAUGGACACAAACGAGAAUUAGAAAACCUUGCAUUGCCACCUCAAAAUCCCACAUCAGUUCAAGCAACCCAUUAA